This is a messenger RNA of Trypanosoma theileri, 3546 nucleotides long. RefSeq lists its product as uncharacterized. The record is from RefSeq and is a predicted model, not a curated record. The transcript has a single exon. The annotation marks the transcript as partial. NCBI's taxonomy places the organism in Eukaryota, Euglenozoa, Kinetoplastea, Trypanosomatida, Trypanosomatidae.
AAUAAUAAUAAUAAUAAUAAUAAUAAUAAUAAUAAUAAUAAUAGAGUGACUGGAAAUGUAGAGGAGAAAACACCGACACCGCAUUCUCCACGUGGUAUUCUCCAGUCACGUGAACCCAAUCGAUCUGCAGAGAAAAAAGAGUUAAAACUUCAAACGAGUCCACCGUCUGUACAUAUUGAAAAGGCAACGAAUGCGGUUGACUAUCACUGGAGUCCAAUGCAUGGCACCACGAGUUUAUCCGCCAUACGACCCUCUAUAGAUAAUACUAAUAAUAAUAAUAACAAUUAUUAUUAUAAUAAUAGUUAUAGUGAUAGUGGUGGUGGUACAUGUCAGUAUACUUCUCCUAGCGCUAUUGCGGAACGUAUUAUUUACACUUUACUGCAACAACAUGAGGAACAAAUGGCGGAAUUAUCAUUAUUAUCAUCAUCUGAAGCCACAGCAACACCAACAGCAGAAGGAAUGGUAAAUAUACAGAAUAAAUUACUAAAGAAGCAAAAGAAUUUAGAAAAAGAAGGAGGAGGUCCUAUUAUGGGUGGAAAGAGUAGUAGUAGUAAUAAUAAUAAUAAUCAUCAUCAUGGUGUUUCUACUUUACAGCAGCAACAUCAUCAUCAUCCCAUACUACGGAUAACACCACAAGAAAUUCAACUUGUGCGUGAUAUUAUUCGUACAAAAGAUCGUGAAAUACUUCAAUUACGAACUUCAUUAGCUCUUAGUUAUCGUUAUGCUGCUUAUGCUAUUCAAGGACAUCGUUUACCAGGCACAUCUAGUCUUUCCAGUUCAUCCCCUUCCUUUAUGGAAUCACGUUAUUUGGAUGCCUUGGCGAGUUCCAUUCAUGGAUCUACAAAAGAUUCCUUAAUGUUAUUAGUAAAUAGAGUCCCACCGCAUGUACAUGGUCUUCCAGAUAUCCCGUUUCCACUUGGACUUCCAUGUACGGUUAGUCGUGUUUGUGGAGUAUUAUCGAUGAUGAAUGUGGAAGAUAUGCUGCAGAAGAAAACCCCAACGUAUGCAUUUUCACGAUCAUGGCGUUCUUACUUUGUUGCCGCGGAUGAUCGUGGAUUAUCUAUUUACCGCAAUGAAGAAGAUUAUGAACAGCAUGCCUUUCAAAGAGCAUUAUUGGUAGUUCCAUUUAGGGAUAUGGUUUAUUUUGUGCCAUCUUUCCGGGCUUUACCAAUGCAUGAGAAGGAACUCUUUGAUGCUGCAGAGUUAAAAGAUCCUAAUUUCUCACAAACGCGAGAGAUGAGUGGUACUGGCAAUAAUAAUAAUAAUAAUAAUAAUGAUUAUUAUAAUAAUAGCACCAGUAGUAAUUUUUUUCGUUCUUUCAUCAGCAAACAUCGACGACAGAAAAAGAAGAAGAAUUCAGAUAAUAAAACAGAUGGGGGUGAUAAUAGUGAAGAUUAUAAUAGCGAUACUACUACAGGUUCAAGAGAUAAUAAUAAUAAUAAUACGAAUAGUAGUAGUAGUAAACAGCGAUUUGGUCGAAAACAUCUUGAUCAAUAUGAAAAAUUAAUGGCUAGUAUUGCCAUUGAACAUGCAGGAGAUACAAACUAUGCCUAUUUUGGUUUCAUUGCCCGACAGCCGAGUACACAUGUAGGGAGUAAAGUAGUAAAUCCACCCAUUAUAUUUCGUACACGGAGUGUACAGGAGCAUACAGAGUGGGUUCACUACUUUGCCCAAUGCUUUAACCGGAGAUUAUAUCGUGAAAUGUUUCCCAUGGUCCUUGCUGGAUCGUAUGCAGGAACUGAUAUGAAGGAAACACAAACAGAUAUGGAAAUAGAAACUACAAUGGAUACAGUAAAAGGAAAAAAUGAUGAUGAUCAUCAUAAUAAUGAUGAUAAUAAAGAAAAAGAAGAACAACAACAACAAGAAAUAAUGAAUACUAAAGUCAUUACAGUUUCUACCAUAGAUGCGGAAACCCAAACAUCUCCGAUAUCUGAUAUGGAUGAGGCCACAAACACUGAAGAAAAAGAAAAAGAAAAAUUAAAAGAAGAAGGGAAUGAAAAGGGAAUUUCACUAUUCACUGAAUCCACUCCUCCUCCGCCUCCUCCAAGCGGCUCACCUCCAAAGUGGAGUGUAGUGAACCAUCCAGAGAUGCAUGCAGUCAUCGAUAGAAUAGAUGCGGCUUCUCAGACAAAUGAAAAUGGUAGUUUAGAUACUUCUCUAAUUACAAAAGAGAAUACAAAGGAGAGAGAAGAAGAAGAAGAAGUAUUACCAUGGAAUGAGUUGAUCACCGAAAUGCGUGGAUUAUUAGCCUUUAAAAAUGAGGAACUCACUGAAUUACAAAAGGAUUAUGAUAAACUCCAUCAACACGUCCAACAGCUACAACAGGAAUUACGUCAAAUCACAAUUCACCGGGAUGAACUGAUUGAACGCGUAAAAGAAAAUCAGAAUAAGUGGGAAGUAGAAGAGGAACAAAUGCGGAAAAUGGAAAAAAGUCUUCAAGAUGCCACAGAGGCGGCUCAUCAGGCGGAAACGGCUAUGCAGGAGGCUUCUAUUCGUGAAGAAACACAACUAACGUUUACCAAAUCUCUACAGGAAGAAAUUGCACAACUACGACAAAGUCAAGAUUUACUUACUGCAGAGUUGUUAGCGGUGAAGAAUGGAUAUAGUGCGGGAUUGCGAUCACUGGCAAAGAAGGCACUUGGGGAUAUUGAUCAAUUACAUGAUGUUUACACCGCAGAAGAGUAUCUUCGUGCCUUACGUGGGGAAUCCUAUAGUAAUAAUGAUAAUAAUAAUAAUAAUAAUAUUAAUUGUAGUAUUAGUUCUGCGAGUGGAUCAGAAGAGUUUAGAAGUCCACAAAAAGAAGAAGAAGAUGAAGAUUACAUGAGUAAUGAUGAUAAACUAUUCACUGGAAAACGAUCGCAGCCUCAUAUGCAACUCCCACUCUCACCACCGCCUUUAACCUCUAUACGUCAAACAUCCAUUUCACCUCAGCGAAGAAUAAACUAUCAGAGAAAAGAUGGCUUUGUAAAGAAAACAUCUAAUCCAAUGAUAUCAAAUGAAUUGAAUGCUGUUGGUAUUGCCAUGUUAUUAAUUUCCUUUACACCGCAGCAUAUGGCCAUUGAUGGUUGUUUUACUGUUGAUGAAACUCAAGCCCGUUUACUCCGCAGCGGCCCAUCAUCUACACAACGUGGUAGAGAAUGGUUGAUGCUCCAUCACGACACCGGUGCUGUUCUCGCCAUCACAACGGAACUGCAGAUGGGAGAACACACCAUCAAUGCACAUCCAAAGAAUAUUAAUAAUACUACUACUACUACUACUACUCAUAAGACUAAGGAUAUGGAUAGUAGGAUGACAACAAGUAAAGUAUAUGGAGGGGAAACAAGACGAGAUACACGUACGAGGGCGGCACGAUUAACGGCUCCUAUGAAUACACCACCACGAAAGGCGUUGGUAAGGCGCAAUUCGCGAAGUACAUCACCGGCUGUACAUUUCAGUAGUUCCCGUCAGUUGCAAGAUCAAUUAUCAACAGCAACAGCAACAGCAGCAGUAUCAUUAAUGGGGAAAGGAAAAGGAAGAGGAAGAGGAGGUGCUGUUAUGCAUUAUUGA